AUGGACGAUGUGGGUUUGCAGUACGUGUCGCCUGUAUUGAGGGAGGUGUCCAACCUGGCCCGUGCGGCCAAGGCGUUUACGUCGGAUGCUGGAGAUCUUGGGAUGGUCCUGAAGCCGCCGAAGUCUGGAUGUAUCCCUGGGAACCAAAAAGUUUGGGGACAGCUCAAGAGGCACCUGGGAACCUUGAAGAUCCCGUACAGGGUCGUGCGGUUUCGGAAGUGGGGAGCUGACCCUGUCGUGGUGCAGGACCCAGAGCUCGCCCAGGACUUCUUCUUGCGGAGUUCUGAGGCGUGGCUUAGUGUCUCGGAUUCUAGGGUCACGGCGGCCAUCGAGGACUCCACGGGCGGUCCCCUGGGCGUGGGCGCCCGCUGGCGGUGUGCACUCUCCGGGGCUUCCCCCGGCCGCCCGCUGGAGCCCGGGGGCAGGCGGCUCCCAGUGGUGUGCCGCGACCUGCUCUUCUCGGAGAACGAGAUGGUAUUCUCCAAGAAGACCAUCGACAAGCCCCUGUUGUCCAGUUGGUUGGAGGAUACUUUCAUGAGGGAUGAGCGGGGUCGGGUGGCCAGCGGGCUCAGAGACACCAGCUCUCCGAGUUGGCAGGUUCGCCGCAGGGACGUACAUCGAGCCAUAAAGCUUUCUGGCAAUGGCGCCCCGGGGCCAGAUGGUAUCCUUUACAAGGCGUGGAAGAAGGUGGGCGACCUCGGUGUCGAGAUACUAUUCGAGGCUGUGCUGGACCUCGCAAAGCCGGAUGCUGCCGCCAGGUUGCGAUCGGCCUACGGUGCCGAGGAACACGACUUUAAUUUGUCGUUGUUGUCCUGCCUCCCCAAGAAGCGGUCCGGAGUGCACGAGGAAUUGGGCGACUAUUACCUCGCCUCUGCGACCAGGCCCCUCACCAUCGGCAACACGGGCAACCCGGAUGACAUUGGAGCUGCUUUGGAGGACUUCCUGAAGGACGCGGGCGUGAUGGAACGCAUUUUCUCAGAGUUUGCUUCGAUUUCGGGGCUGGAGCUGAACUUGCCGAAAACUGUGGUCAUCCCGUUAUGGGAGGCCUCCUCUGGAGACAGGGCGGCGGGAACAAUAUCAGCAAUGUCUGACUUUUGGAGCGGAGUCGCCGUGCAGGACUCGAGCACCUACUUGGGCUUCUUAGAAGGACCAGGAAAACGGGGAGGUUCGUGGUCGAAGGCGUCCGGUCAAUGCCUUGACCGGUGCACCCUCUGGGGUUCCGCGCCGCUGGGCUUGCAGCAUUCCGCGCGCACCUACGACAUGUUUGGCAUGUCCGUGCUCGGAUUCCUGGCUCAGCUGGAGCAGCCGCCGCCGGAGGUCUUGAAGGCGGAGGUUCAAGCCGCCCGAAAAUCCGCAGCGGGCCCCAUGAACUGGAUUAUCCCGGAGGACUGCUGGCACUGGCGGGAGUCUUACGGGCAGGCGCGGUCCUUCACAUCCUUGCGCUACUUGGCACAUGCGGCCCAAGUCCAGGUGGCUUGUUGGGAGCAGCUGGGACAGAUGUCGAAGACGCCCUCGCUCGGAGUCCGCGGCCAUGGGCGUCCCACGUGGCCAAACGAGUGCAGAAAAGGCUUCCAGAGGGAGCUGUACCGCCAGAUUGCGGCCGCACGAGCGCCGAACCCAGAAGUGCGCAUGCGGUACAAGUUGACGCGGUGGCUGCUGCCUGGAUAUCCAGCGCGGACGUCCCGACAGGUAUUGCGAAACCUCCAGCGCCUCCAGACGUUGGUGGCGCCUCGUCUGAGCGCGGCCUGCCUCAGCACACUCUGGAACAGGUGGACCACGGCGCGCAGAUUUCAAGUUCGUGGGGCGACGCGCUUCAUAUGCUGGUUGGGCUGCGGGCCUGGUCCUGAGGACAGCGUGGAGCAUUACCUCCUGUGCCCAUCAAUCCGGGCCGUGGCUGCUCGUGAACUCCGCCUUCGAGCAUACGAGUGGGAGCAUUUAUUAUUUGCUGGGAGCGACGUCGAUGACGAAUCCUUCACGUGUCUCGCCCUGUUGGUGUACGCGGCCUACAACACGUUCAACUUGUUUCAUCGCCGGGGGGCCCCGGGCCCCGGCGGCGGUGCCGCGGCGGCGGGGGACGCGCGGGCCCGGCCGGGGCAGCCCGCCCUGAGGACGGGGCAGCGCGUGGUGCUGCAGGGGCUGGAGAAGGCUCGGGAGCUCAACGGGCACAGGGGCGUGGUCGUCAAGUGGAAGGCCGACGUGGGCCGGUACGCGGUGCGGGUCGCUGGCAAGGAGAUGGCCAUAAAGCUGGAGAACCUGAAGGUCGAGGGCGGCGCGGCGGAGGCUGCCAAGUUCCAGCAGAAGUGGAACUCAAGGCCGCAGGAGGGCGCCAUGUACAACCCAGCUGUUUACGCGCGGAUGCCCGGCGCGGGGCCGAAGGUCACCCAGUGGAUCGGGCAGGUGAAAGCCGGGCGGCGCUGCGUGGUCCGCGCAGGAGAGGCCGCCGGGGUCGACGGCCAGCCGGUGCCGCUCUGGUUCGGGGACCAGGGCUUUGUGGGCUCCGCCCCGGUGGACGUCGCCCUCCUCAUCCCCGAUGUCGGCGCGUCGCCGCAGGAGCAGUGGCCGAAGGCGCUCGGGAGGGUGCUCGGGCGCUUCCCCGUGGCCGCCGGGCGGCUGCGCCACGCCAGGAAGCCGGGCACCAACCAGUUCCUCCCGCAGAUUGUCGUCAGCAACGCGGGCGUGCCCUUCACGACGGCGUCGGUGCCUCCCUGCGGCCUGCCCUCCGCCGGCCAGCUGCAGGACGUCUGCCAGGAGGAGCGCUGCAGCUUCUUUGACCUCGGGGCCGGGGACGCCGAGACCGCCGCGGAGGAGCCCCUGCUCCGAAUGAAGCUGGUGUACGAGGAGGGCACCUCCCGGGGCGUCCUCGGCGUCAGCUUCAGCCACGUCCUCUGCGACAUCAGCGGCCUGGCGCUGCUGCUCCGGUGGAUGUUCAGCGAGCUGGACGCGGCCGAGCAGGCCCCGGAGGCCGCGCCCAGCCACGCGCGGGCGCUGGCGCAGGAGGCCUUGGACGCCGUGCCCGCUGCCGGCCCCGAGCAGGAGGAGGCCUUCCUGCCGCACUGGCCGCUGCACGAGCGCGCGCUGGAGCGGUGGUGCUUCUUCGCCAGGAGGUUGCGGGCGGGCAUGCGCGGCAGGCCGGACGGCGCCGCGACCGUCUGCAUCUCGGUGCCCGCGAGCACGCUGUCCGAGCUCAAGGCGGAGGCGGCGGCCGACGGAUUCGCGGGUGCGUCCGCGUUCGAGGCCCUGGUGAGCUUCCUGGGCAUGAGGCUGCUACGGCUCGGGCGGCACGGGCGCCGGGCGCUGCUCACGAAGGACUACCGCGCCGCGCUCGGAGCCGCGGCGCCCGGGCAGGGACAGGGCUUGGAGAACUUGUUCGCGAACGCGGUGACCCACGGCGUGUCCUUCGAGUUGCCCUGCGUCGCCGACGUACAGGACAUGCCCCUGGCCGCCUCCUGCAAGGCGAUGCGAGGAGCAAUCGACGCGGUUUCUCUGGAGUACGUCAGUUGGCACUCCAAGCAGGAUCAUCAUCGGGGUUUGCCGAACUUCUUCGGAGGCCUCUGCUGCAAUACGUGGGGCCGGGCGCUGGCGGAGCUCAGCUUCGUUGAAACUUACGCGAUUGGCCACCGCAGCGUGGACGAGCGCGCUGCGAAUAUGGUGUACCCACUAGACACAGCGUAUAUGCAGGUUCUGCCCUUGCCAUCUGGCGACCACACGGUCCUGCUGACGAUGCCAAUCAGCGACGCCACAGCGUUGCUGCGGGAUCUGCCCGAGAGCCACUUCCACUUGCCCCACGUCAGCCAGAUGCGCGCGCACCCAUUCCGCCAGCUGGUGCCCAGUUCUGUGGUGGACAGGCUCAACCCUCCCGUGGAAACCCACCACAUGUUCGCCCGCAUCGCCUGCAUUGGGGACUCGCUGACCGCCUGCGGCUACCCGAAGUAUUUGCAGGCGCUGUUCGACCGCGCCGACAUUCCGGCGCAGGUGCGCGGCUUCGGCGUCCCUGGCGCCACGGCGACUCGCUUCUCCGACCAGCCAUACUGGGAUGAGACGAAGUUCGAGGACGCUCGCGUCUGGCGACCGCACUUCGUCAUCGUCACCCUUGGCACCAACGACUCCAAGAGCGGGGUCUGGGACGAGGAGGCCUUCGAGAAGGACUACCGGGACCUGUGCGCCGAGUUCCUGGCGCGCAACAACCCCAAGCCGCUCGUGGUGCUAGUCGCGCCGCCACCGCUCUACGAGGAGGGCGCCUUCGAGAUGCAGCAGGAGGUCGUCAACGGCUGCCUGCCUGACGCCGUGGCGCGGGUGGCGGCCGCCGCCAGGCGGGCGCACAACGAGCCGCUGGAGGCGGAGGCGGCCCGCUGCAGGCAGCAGGUGCCCGAGGAGCUGCUCGCGCGGACGGCCGUCGUGGACGCGUUCGGCGCCCUGGGCGGCGCCGGGCUCCGCCGGCGCGGCUGCCUGGCCGCGGACGGAGUGCACCCGAAUGAGAGGGGCACGCGGAUGCUGGCGACGGUCGUGUUCGCAGAACUCCGGCUUGAGGUCCGCCGCUGCCUGCGGAAGUGGGCGGACGAUGCGAGGAGGGCCGAGCAGCAGGAUCCCAGCUCGGCGUUCUGAGGCGGGUGGCGCCCGUGGGCCGGAGGGGCCUGUGCGCAGUGUGUGUUGCUCUCUCUGUCGUCGCCGUCCGGCCUCGGUCGCCUCUUCCUUCAGUGGUCCUGCUCGGGCGUUGUGUAGAGGGCGGCUGUCCUGCUGCCGCGGGCGGUGGAGCGAUCAUCGGGCGGGAUGAGGACGAGAGCAAAUCCGUUCCACAGCGUUCCAGAACGCUCCGAGGAGGCCGCGGCGCCCGAGACACAUCCUCCAG
Messenger RNA from Prorocentrum cordatum, 4846 nucleotides. The record is from the annotation of a GenBank genome assembly. Lineage: Eukaryota; Dinophyceae; Prorocentrales; Prorocentraceae.